UCGUAAAUUCAAAAUUACCAAAAGUUCAUCCCUUUUCCGAUUUUUCCACUUUUGCGGGUCGCUAAUAUUCUUUAAGACAGACAACGGUGGCCAGGAGAGCUCUGAGACGGUGUUUUCGUUGAAAAAAAAAACGGAAAAGUGGAUAACCUAGUGUAUCUGUUGGCCCAUUGGAAUCUGUUUGCUCGCAUCUGGUUAGCCGCCCAGGAGCCAGGAGCCGAGAAGGCAACAGCUUUCGACGAAAAACCCCACGUAUCGACAACCGAGAUGGAACAAGACGUUGAGUUUCCUCCGGUCGAUGCUUCCUCUGAAGAUGUGCACCUGCCGGCGGUCAUUUCCGUUGGUGCCUGUUUUACUAUUGCCGUCAUCUAUGUCGCUAGUUUGUACGUGUGGAAGUCAAAACAUGAUCGGGAUCAUCCAUCGACCAUCAAAAGGCGUUUUUGCAGCGUGUUUGUUGUGAUGCUGAUCGCUCCAAUCUUUGUGUGGGCUCUGUCGUCGGAUUUCGUUGCCCAUCGAUAUACCAUGUGGCAGAUAAUGGGCUUCCGAUUGGAGGGCUUAGUGACCGCGAUAAUGCUUCCGCUAGUGCUGACGGCUACGCUAUUUUGCGGACCACUCAGCGUAACCCUUUGUAACGGAUUGUGGCGCAUCUAUUCAGAGCCAAUGUACUGGGUCCAAGCCGCCCAAAAUCUUAUGUGGUUGAGAAACCACCUGGUGGCACCGCUGUCGGAGGAAUUUACAUUCCGGGCUUGCAUGCUGCCUCUGUUGUUGCAAACUUUUCGACCUCAUACUGCCAUGCUGAUAACGCCACUGUUGUUUGGUUUGGCUCAUUUGCACCAUAUCAAGGAGCGGCUCAGGGACGGAACACCCUUGCGCAUCGUUCUCACCGUAUCGUUUUUCCAGUUUUUCUAUACCACAAUUUUUGGCAUUUAUUCGGCAUAUCUAUUCAUCAGAACUGGACACUUUGCGGCACCAUUUGUAGCGCACGCAUUUUGUAACCACAUGGGUUUCCCCGAUGUGCCGGAAGUGCUCAACCAGACAAACCCUCGGAAAGCCAUCUUCCUAAGCCUGUACGUGCUGGGGUUGGUUGGAUGGAUUUUGCUACUGCCAACGCUUACCACUCCCGGCUGGUAUGAGAACAACCUUUUCUGGUCUGGAGACACGUGAACGAACGAACCAUUUAAAACGUAGAAAGGUUUUGUUUUUUUUUAAUGUCAUGAAAUAGGAUCUCUAGUAACGGCGCGUUCGUAAAUUGAUUUUUUAGGUGAUGCAUCAGUCGAUCGAUUUGUUUGGUAGAUGUCAAAUCACUUUCCAAAUGCUUUUGCAUACGUUUGUUUGUAAUUUACGAACGCCAGCAUCGAUGAAAAAAUCACUUCGAUAGAAAAAAUCAAUUUACGAACACGCCGUAGGUGCACAAAAGAACAGAAACCCGUGCUUUUAAUGUUUGCCAUUUAAUAUUCCUUGUGUAUCGGGAAUUUAAGAUUUCAGCUAUGCGGGUUAAUCAAUUUAGUUGCAUUAACAAUAGGACAUUUGAUAUUAUGAAAAUACGCAUAUUAACAAAAUACUUUUUGUCGGUUAAGAAUAAUCACUGUUUUGCUGCUUGAAAGCUCUUUCCUCUACCUAGCGAGUAGUUUAAGAUUCAGUUUAUUGUUCAGAUGAUGAUUUUCUUAAAAGAAAAAAUAAACGACAAACUAGCAGUUUUUUUAUC
Molecule: messenger RNA, 1702 nt
Organism: Uranotaenia lowii
Lineage: Eukaryota; Metazoa; Arthropoda; Insecta; Diptera; Culicidae
Product: CAAX prenyl protease 2-like
Exons: 2
Coding region: 265-1161 (298 amino acids)
Biological process (GO): CAAX-box protein processing
Cellular component (GO): endoplasmic reticulum membrane
Molecular function (GO): metalloendopeptidase activity
Source: RefSeq, a predicted model, not a curated record